AGUUGGGGGAGGGCAGUUCUCUCCCUGGCUGAGAGUUCUGUGGUCUGGGUCUAUCAACUGGAUAAAUUCUGCUGGAAGAUGGAACACAGCGGGUUUCUGAGUGGCCUGGUGUUGGCCGCCUUCCUCUUCCAAGUGAGCUCCUCAGCGAUGGAGGUGAAGGAAAUUGAGGAAAUGGUAUUUUUGAUUUGCAAUAACACCAAUGGCACCAUUGAAAAGAUAAUUGGAACAGAGAGGACAUUAGUGAAAAAUUAUGCUGUACACUUAGGAAAACGUAUGCUGGACCCACGUGGAUUAUAUGAAUGCAAAAAUAACAGUGAAAAUAACAAAGAUUUUCUGCAAAUACAUUAUAGAAUGUGCCAGAACUGUGUGGAGCUGGACUCAGGCACUUUGAGUGGCAUCGUGGUCUCUGACAUCAUAGCCACUUUGCUCCUUGCCUUGGGAAUUUACUGUUUUGCUGGACAUGAGACUGGAAGGCUCUCUGCGGCUGCUGACACUCAAGUUUUGAUGAGAAAUGACCAGCUCUAUCAGCCCCUCCGAGAGCGGAACAAUGACCAGUACAGUAGUCUUGGGGAAAACUGGCAUCGGAACAAGUGAACCUGAGACUGGUUGUGUGCAGGAGCAUCAGUUAUUGACCGUCCCUCCUCUCCCCGCUCAGCCAAUAAAGAUGAUCUCUUACACUCGGCAGGCCCGUGGACUUUUCAAAGUUCCUUGGGCGAGGUCCUGUCUUGGCUGCACCCUCGCCCUCCCUGCCCACCUGUGUGCCACCUUCAUCACUUUCCUCCCUCUGCCCCACGUGGACAGUGUGAUGGGCAGUCUCCACCAAGUCCUGGUCCUCUGGUGCUUCUGACCUGAUGGGCUGUAGGGGUGCAAGAUCCGCUCCACUCCCCUCCCUUGGCUACUUGCUGCCUUGAGUCCCCUAACACAUCCUUCCCAGAGGUUUGGCUUCCUCACCACAGCUGAGGUGAGGCUGCUGUGCUCAGCGGCCCAGCCCCACAGCAGUUUCCAUGACAUCAUGAGUGGAGGUGGAAAGACAUCAAGGACUGUGCACUCUUAUCAGGAGAUGGAGUGUGUAUGUGACACUUUUGCUAAGGGCGUGGCCUUGACCUCGUGACCCCUGUGGAGUGUGAGGAGGUCUCAGCCUAGACCCCUAGAGUCCCUUUUUCCCUGAAUGGAAGUUUCCAUUUAAUGUAUAUAUGCAUGUGUCUGUCUGUCUCUUUCCCCACGGUCUGUCCCUGCUCUGCCCUUGUCUUCUGCAUAAUAAAUUGGCA
This is a messenger RNA of Talpa occidentalis (Iberian mole), 1268 nucleotides long. Its product is annotated as T-cell surface glycoprotein CD3 delta chain. Bases 79 to 594 code for a protein of 171 amino acids. Gene Ontology annotation, molecular function: transmembrane signaling receptor activity. The record is from RefSeq and is a predicted model, not a curated record. Gene Ontology annotation, cellular component: alpha-beta T cell receptor complex; membrane; external side of plasma membrane. Gene Ontology annotation, biological process: cell surface receptor signaling pathway; positive thymic T cell selection. Lineage: Eukaryota; Metazoa; Chordata; Mammalia; Eulipotyphla; Talpidae. The transcript is spliced from 5 exons.